Anastrepha ludens (Mexican fruit fly) is the source of this 3768-nucleotide messenger RNA. RefSeq lists its product as uncharacterized. Bases 1 to 3768 code for a protein of 1255 amino acids. The record is from RefSeq and is a predicted model, not a curated record. Lineage: Eukaryota; Metazoa; Arthropoda; Insecta; Diptera; Tephritidae. Gene Ontology annotation, molecular function: nucleic acid binding. The transcript has a single exon.
AUGAGCAAGCGUAUCGAAUGGGCAGUCUUUGCGUCAUCUUUACAGCCUUACGCAACUGUUCAGCAUUUUAGCGAUUGGCUCACUCAACUUGCCAACGUCAUCUGCACGGUUUACGAUGGAGAAGCAGCGAAAGAUUCGAAGCGUCGGGUUGUGUUGCACGCUGCCGAAUCUCAACGUCAUUCAGCCUGCCCUAUUUGCCAGGGCCAACAUAAGCCAGCCGAUUGUACGCAGUUUAGUCAACUUACAGUGCCGGAAAGGUGGGAGGAAGUGAAGCGACGUCACCUUUGUUUUUCUUGUCUCAACGUUGGACAUGGGUCGCGCAAUUGCCAACGGCGCAAACUAUGUUCAACUGACGGGUGCAAACGGUCGCAUCAUAAAUUGUUGCACGAUAUUGGGAAAAUAAUCGAUGGGUCAUCAAACCAGUCACCGCGGCCUCGAGAUCGCCAACGACGUACUUCCAUUGCCGAUACACAUACAGGUAUUAGUACGAGGACGCAGCCAGCGUCUCGUAUUGAACAGCAAGGUGAUGCGGGUGCAGCGGUCCUUAGUUGCAGUACAGAUAACAAUAGUAAGUUAUUAUUUCGGAUUCUGCCGGUCGUGCUGUAUGGGAACCAAAAGCGCGUUGAGACGUACGCACUUUUAGAUGAAGGUUCGUCAAUAACAAUGAUUGAUAGCACACUAAUUGAAGAGCUCGGCUUACGUGGCCGGACUGAACGCUUGAACCUACAGUGGUUCGGAGGACGUGCCGCUCAGGAGUCGGCCAUGGUGGUAGAUCUACUCGUGAGUGGUGCCGGUAUGCAAAAGAGACAUAAGUUACGAAGGGUUUAUGGUGUUUCAAACUUGCAGCUGCCUUCUCAGAGUCUGAAUAAAUCCGAUUUGCGUUGCCAUGAAAGCCAAUUGAAUAAGCUGGCAGUUGAACCAUACGCACAAGUCAAGCCAAAGCUGCUAAUCGGACUCGACCACUGCCACCUCGGUUUGCCGUCAACUACAAUGCAGCUAAACAAGUGUGGGCCAUUCGCUGCGAAUACUGAGCUAGGAUGGGUUGUAUUUGGGCCAACAAUGAACUCCGAUCCAUCAUUGCCAUCAUGCUUAUUCGUUAACUGCCACACUGAUCAAUCUCUACAUAAUAUGGUUGCUGAAUACUUCGAGACGGAAAGCUUUGGGGUUCGAGCUGCACCUAUCAUGGAGAGUGAAGCUGACGUCCGUGCUCGGGAAAUCUUGAAGUCUACUACCUGCCGUGUUGAAGGAAGGUACCAGACUGGUCUGCUCUGGAAACGUUCCGACAUACAGCUACCUGCCAGCUAUUCUAUGGCUUUGAAAAGAUUAGCGGGUGUUGAAGCAAAAAUGAGGCGCGAUACAGACUUUGCCGCUGAAUAUAACCGCAUCAUAAGUUCUUACGUCAUGAAAGACUACGCACGAAAGCUGUCGCCAGAAGAAGCCGCCUUAACUUGCAAUAGAACAUGGUACCUGCCUCAUUUUGCCGUGAAGAAUCCAAAUAAGCCAGGCAAGUUACGCAUGGUGUUCGACGCAGCUGCUGAGGUGGACGGUGUGUCCCUUAAUUCACAGCUUAUGAAGGGUCCGCAAGAGUAUCGGUCUUUGCCUGCUAUACUAUUCCACUUUCGGGAAGGAGCAACGGGCGUGUGUGGGGACAUCAAAGAGAUGUUUCACCAGGUGCUGGUUCAACGUGACGACAGAUGUGCGCAACGAUUUCUUUGGCGCCAAGGUGAUACUACCAGACAGCCCGAGGUAUAUGAGAUGCGCGUAAUGACCUUUGGAGCGGCAUGUUCGCCUUGCGCCGCCAAUUAUGUGAAGACGAUCAAUGCGUUGGAGUAUGGCAACAAAGUCAAGGGUGCUACCCGAGCCGUGAAAUCGAUACUGGACUACCAUUAUGUCGAUGACUAUGUCGAUAGCUUUGACACAGAGGAAGAAGCAGCUGACAUAACGAAACAAGUUCGCGCAAUACAUAAGAUGGCCGGUUUCGAUCUUUGUAAUUUCGCGUCAAACUCAUUAAGAGUGACAGAAGCACUUAGUGGUGACGGGAAUAUCCGUCAAAUAGCAAAUAAAGAAGGAGUACUGGUGGACAGAGUCCUCGGUUUGUUUUGGCAGGCAUCAACCGACACUUUUGGGUUUAAACUGAGAUUCAACAACGUAGAUUCCAACGUUUUGGACGGAGGGCGCCGUCCGACGAAGCGAGAACUUCUCAGUGUGGUCAUGUCGAUCUUCGACCCGCUGGGCUUUCUUAGCAACUUUGUAGUGAGCGCUAAGAUCCUCAUGCGGGAAGUGUGGAAGAAUGACAUCCGGUGGGACGAGCCACUGCCAAACAACGUAAACACCGCAUGGGAAGGAUGGCGUAAACAACUGCCAAUGGUCGCCGAAUAUACCGUCCCUCGAUACUAUUAUCGAAAUGGGAAACCUGAAGUUUUGCAGCUCCAUGUUUUCGUCGACGCCAGCGAGGAUGCCUUUGCCGCGGUAGCCUACUGGAGGUCAACUAAUGCCGCCGGUGAGGUUGAAGUCGCAUUUAUAUCUGCAAAAACUAAAUGCGCGCCGAUGAAGUCAUUGACGGUCCCUCGAUUGGAGCUUCAGGCAGCUGUAUUGGGUACGCGUUUGCUGAAUUGCCUACGAGAGGAGCACUCCUUGCACAUCGAUGACUGCGUCAUUUGGAGUGACUCCAAAACAGUGAUCCAGUGGCUUCGAAGUGAACAUCGACGCUAUAAGCCAUUUGUGCAGCAUCGGAUCGCCGAGAUAUUAGCCACAACUACUACUGCAAACUGGAGAUGGCUACCUACCGAGCACAAUGUCGCUGAUGAGGCUACUCGAGCUAAUAACUUUGUCGACUUCAGCUCGUCCGCCCGUUGGUCCUGCGGCCCACCAUUUUUGUUACGAGAAGAGCAGUAUUGGCCGACAGAGAGCUCUACAUGCAAUCAUCAUGAGGAAGCUGACAAGGAACUACGUCCUAAAUUCGCCCUUGCAAUCGUAAGCUGCACGUUUCUAGACUAUAACCGAUUCUCUACAUUCAGUAAACUGGUGAGAACGACAGCAUGGGUCCUGCGAUUCAUUGACGUUUGCCGCCGCCGUAAACCGCCAGACCGAGGCUAUGGGUUGACUGCCAAAGAAGUUGAGACUGCUAAGCUUUGUUUGUGCCGCCUCGUUCAACGCGGUGAAUACGCCGAAGAGUUUCAGCACAUCGAAAGCGGUCGCAACCUGCCACGCACCAGUUCGCUCAUUCAACUUUCGCCGUAUAUAGACGAAGAUGGUGUUCUUCGUGUACGAGGACGCAUAGAAGCUGCCAGCUGGCUCCCAAUAAGCGCGAGACGCCCUAUCAUACUACCGCCAAAGCAUUGUUUCUCAAAUCUGGUCGCCAUGCACUACCACGUCAAAAUGCAUCAUCAAAAUCUAGAAGCCAACACACCGCGAACUCCGAUUGCCAGCGAAGUUCUGGAAACCAAAUGCUUUCUUCGACAACAGUGGCGUCUUGCUCGACAACUAAGAGACCAUUUUUGGAAACGAUGGAUAGCGGAAUACCUUCCGACAUUGACACGCCGGGUGAAGUGGUGCCAAAGAACAAAACCUCUGCAGAUAGAUGACCUCGUCUUCAUAUGCGACCCAAAUAUAUCUCGUCGGGACUGGUGUCGAGGCAAGGUGGAACGUUUGUAUGCAGGAGCGGAUGGUGAGGUCAGACGAGCUGACGUACGCACUUCGAGUGGAUUAAAGCGCCGUGCCGUCUCCAAAUUGGCAGUUCUGGACGUUGAUGAUGGUGAAUCGGGUUGA